GUCCGCGCGUGGGGUCCCCGCCGCUGCGCCUCGCGCGCUCCGGACCCCGGGCCCCCGCGCGGCCGGGACAAAGCCAUGAAGCCGGCGCUGCUGGAGGCGAUGCGGACGAGCAGGAUCUGCCGGAUGGCGCUGGCCACCUGCCUGGGCUCCUUCAUCCUGGUCCUCUUCUAUUUCCAAAGUAUGUUGCACCCAGUCAUGCGGAGGAAUCCCUUCGGCGUGGACAUCUGCUGUCGAAAGGGGUCUCGGAGUCCCCUGCAGGAGCUGUACAACCCGAUCCAGCUGGAGCUGUCCAACACAGCCGUCCUGCACCAGAUGCGGCGGGACCAGGUGAGCGACGCGUGCCGGGCCAACAGCGCCGCCAGCCGCAAGCGCAGGGUGCUGACGCCCAGCGACCUGAAGCACCUGGUGGUGGACGAGGACCACGGGCUCAUCUACUGCUACGUGCCCAAGGUGGCGUGCACCAACUGGAAGCGGCUCAUGAUGGUGCUGACGGGGCGCGGCAAGUACAGCGACCCCAUGGGGAUCCCGGCCAGCGAGGCGCACGUCUCGGCCAACCUGAAGACCCUCAACCAGUACAGCAUCCCCGAGAUCAACCAGCGCUUGAAGCGCUACAUGAAGUUCCUGUUCGUGCGCGAGCCCUUCGAGAGGCUGGUGUCGGCCUACCGCAACAAGUUCACGCAGAAGUACAACACCUCCUUCCACAAGCGCUACGGCACCAAGAUCAUCCGGCGCCAGCGCAAGAAUGCCACGCAGGAGGCGCUGCGCAAGGGUGACGACGUCAAGUUCGAGGAGUUCGUGGCCUACCUCAUUGACCCGCACACGCAGCGCGAGGAGCCCUUCAAUGAGCACUGGCAGACGGUCUACUCCCUGUGCCACCCGUGCCACAUCCGCUACGACCUCGUGGGCAAGUACGAGACGCUGGAGGAGGACUCCAAUUACGUCCUGCAGCUGGCCGGCGUGAGCAGCUACCUGAAGUUCCCCACCUACGCCAAGUCCACGCGAACUACUGACGAGAUGACCACAGAGUUCUUCCAGAACAUCAGCUCCGAGCACCAGACGCAGCUCUACGAAGUCUACAAACUCGACUUUUUAAUGUUCAAUUACUCAGUGCCAAGCUACCUGAAAUUGGAGUGAAGGGAGGGCGGGCAGGGAGAGGGAGAGAAUCUUGCUUUUUAAUUUAAGAUUUUUUUAUUUGUCAAAAGAAUUCUAUGGAUACUGGGUUAGUUUGUAAAUUAAUAUUUCUUUGGGGGAAGAUGCUGUAAGCAGCAUGGUGAGAGUUAUUUAAGAAUCCUUUGCGGGGAAGGGUGCCGUCUCGGUGGAGGACGGGAUGGGGUGUCCUUGUCCAGGCGUUCCGUCUGCUUCCCUUGUGUCCUGGUGAAUCCCACGAAGUGUGCACCCAUAAAGCCUAAUGAAUAUUAUUUAUAGUUAUUUAAA
Heterocephalus glaber (naked mole-rat) is the source of this 1434-nucleotide messenger RNA. It is a transcript of the gene Chst11, whose product is annotated as carbohydrate sulfotransferase 11. NCBI's taxonomy places the organism in Eukaryota, Metazoa, Chordata, Mammalia, Rodentia, Bathyergidae. Gene Ontology annotation, biological process: proteoglycan biosynthetic process; carbohydrate biosynthetic process. Gene Ontology annotation, molecular function: sulfotransferase activity. The record is from RefSeq and is a predicted model, not a curated record. Gene Ontology annotation, cellular component: membrane.